Perkinsus marinus ATCC 50983 is the source of this 462-nucleotide messenger RNA. RefSeq lists its product as hypothetical. Gene Ontology annotation, molecular function: 4 iron, 4 sulfur cluster binding; catalytic activity. The coding region runs from base 1 to 462 and encodes 153 amino acids. The transcript has 4 exons. Lineage: Eukaryota; Perkinsozoa; Perkinsida; Perkinsidae. Gene Ontology annotation, biological process: wybutosine biosynthetic process. The record is from RefSeq and is a predicted model, not a curated record.
AUGGUAGUUACUAAUGGACAACACCCUGAGGAGCUGGGCAGUCUCCCUCAAGUGACUCAACUGUAUAUUUCUAUUGAUGCACCGAAUAGUGAGAAGCUGAAGAAGGUGGACCGGCCUCUUUUCAAAGACUAUUGGGAGAGGCUGUUGGCGUCAUUGGAGGCAGCGGCUGAGAAGGGGGAUAGUCAAAGGAAAGUGGCGAGAUUGACGUUACUGAAGGAUGUUAAUGAUGAGGACAUAUUUGGCUACGCCAAGUUGAUCGAUUUGAUGAAGGCUGAUUUCAUAGAGGUGAAAGGGGCGACCUACGCUGGAUGGGAUCGGGAUGCUACGGGAUUAACGAUGGCCAACUGUCCGUAUUUCGAUGAUAUCAUCAAUUUCGCACAGAAAAUAGAAUGCGAGUUGAGUCCUACCAGCCCUCUUCGGCUUUGUGUUGGGUGGGGAGUAUGCCCUGUUGGCCGUGCAUGA